Messenger RNA from Mya arenaria, 1977 nucleotides. RefSeq lists its product as uncharacterized. The transcript has a single exon. Lineage: Eukaryota; Metazoa; Mollusca; Bivalvia; Myida; Myidae. The record is from RefSeq and is a predicted model, not a curated record. The coding region runs from base 586 to 1206 and encodes 206 amino acids.
UUGAAUUUGGGCAGAGUUGACAUAAUUUAUUGAGAAGAGUUGGUGGAGGUAAGUAACCAUUUGAAUCUGGAACAGAACAUCACAUUUACAUUAUCAUAUUGUAGCAGGGUACACUUAAAAUAAAUUAUUUGAAACAAAUAUCAAAGUUACUCGCUCAUGGUUUGUAAAAUCUUUAAAUCCAAUACUCAGAAGGGAAAAAUGCCAAAGAAAACUGAUCCUGAUAAUGUACUGACACAGGGCACAUCAAAGGAAUUUUGUAAAGGGUGUCAAGUGACAUGGGAUGAAGACAUUGAAUCAGAUAGUGACCGUCUCUGGGUUCAGUGUGACCUGUGUGAUGGCUGGUUGCAUGCUGAAUGUAUUUCUGGGUUAAUUGACACGAAUGAGCAAUUCAUAUGUCCAGAUUGCAUGUAAAAAGUAAAUAUUUUUUAUUUUAUUUAAUUUGAUGGAAAAGCGUAUGUACUUCGUAGCUUGAUUGCAGAGGCUCUUGUUAAUUAAUCAUUUACAUAAUAAAUUGUUUGAAGACACAUCAAAUUAACAUUAAGGUUUAUUUAUGUAUGUUUUUUACAAAUUCUGUAUUUAAUUGAAAUGAUUUUCUUUCAGGUACCACCACCACCACCUAAUAUAACUGCCAUCAAAGCCAGAAGAGGAAGAGGCCAUGAUAUCUCCACAGACAAGGAAGCCCAUGAUGAACCACAGUCUUCAGCAAGCUGUUACACAUCUAUCACAUUAGAGAACUCAGUGAUAAAGGGGUACCAUGUGUACAAGAUAAAACCCCCAAUAACUGACCCUGUGACAAAGCUUGUUGUAGAUAGGGAAUAUACCAACAUCAAGGAUAAAGAUGCAUGCCUUGUGUGGAUUCCUGGACUUUCUGAGUUUGAUAUCACUUUACAUGACAUGGUAACCGAUGAUAAAAGACAGCUGAAGUUGUCAGAUAUAGCUGCACUUCCAAUUGGCCACGUACCACGCAUUCUUGCAAGUUGUUUUUACAAUGUACUUGAUUUGGGUGGACACGUGUGUGCCAUCAUGACCGGUGAACCAACGCCCAGUUUCCCACCGUGGCCUGCUCCAUCUGAGAGUGGUGGUGGCGUUGUGAUUCCAUGUAAAUAUGUACUUACAGCAGAAGAUGAAGUGAACACUAUACAAAUGUUAAGAGAAACACUCAAAAAGAUGCCCGAAGGUUAUGUGAUGAAAAUAGUUGUUAAUUGACAUUGAUAUACUUGUUAUUGCCAUGAAAAUAAGGUGGACUAAAACUGAUAUAUAAAGUAAUCAGUUAAUUCAUAUGUCUUGUAUUUAGAAUUUAAUUGGCAUAGUUUUGUUUUCAACAAAUCUAGUGAUAAUUUGUUGCUCAUUAUUUCUCACCUGCAAUAGAACUGCUUGAUGUUAUUGAUCAAAGAAUCUCCAAAUUACAAUUUUGAUUGUAAUAAGUACUUUAUAUGGGUUGUGGUUUUGUUUAGUUGUUCAAUGUUUUAUACUCAAAGUAGCUUGAAUUUUGAUUCAAAUUGUUGCAUCUUGCCAUCAAUCUUGUUCACUCCAGUUUUUGUGAUAUCUGUGUAUUUUGUUCAGGUUUAAGAAAUAGAUUUACCUCAUACUAUUUCUAACAGCUUUUAACCUAUUACCUCAUAUCAUUGCAUAGGUUAGUACCAUAAUAUCAACACCUAGCUCAGGCUAGCUGGUCAAAAUUUCUAGUCAACUUGUUAUGUGUUUAUAUAUAUUUGUUCGUAUUUUACUUUAUAAAAUGUCUGUGAUUUAAUUCUUGAUUAUGAUGUGAUUUACUGUGAUUUUAUGAUUCUGUUAUCCUCAAUCAUUGUCAAAUUAUUUUUAAAUGAAAAUAAAUGAUCUCAAUCAGAAUGAGUUUAUUCUAUGCAUAGAAUUAGUAAAUCCUAUUCAUAAACAGUUCACAGAUUUACUAGCACAUGUAUGCAUACACAGUUAUUAUUCAUAUCCAUUUUGAAGAAAUUAUACAGUUAUAAAAAGUCC